This is a messenger RNA of Pristis pectinata (smalltooth sawfish), 2629 nucleotides long. RefSeq names its product cytochrome c oxidase assembly protein COX15 homolog (gene cox15). Lineage: Eukaryota; Metazoa; Chordata; Chondrichthyes; Rhinopristiformes; Pristidae. Gene Ontology annotation, molecular function: oxidoreductase activity, acting on NAD(P)H, heme protein as acceptor. The record is from RefSeq and is a predicted model, not a curated record. Gene Ontology annotation, biological process: heme A biosynthetic process. The transcript is spliced from 9 exons. The coding region runs from base 16 to 1311 and encodes 431 amino acids. Gene Ontology annotation, cellular component: mitochondrial inner membrane.
CGGGCACGGGGCAGGAUGUCGGGCUGUGAUUGGUCGGUGGCGGAGGCGCGUCAUGGGUUGACCCCUGACCUGCCCCGGAGGGGCCGGCAGGGUGAGGCGAUGCUGCUGCUCGGUGGCCGCUGCGGUCUGAGGGCGGCCGCUUCCCGGCUGGGGGGCGGCUUCAGCACGCUCAAUCGUCCGUGGAAGCAUUGUGUGGUGAGGCGGGGGAAGAGUUCUGUUGUCACAAAUGCCACAGCGCAGUCUGGUGCUGCCUCUGUACCCAAUGCCGCCACCAACAGAAUCCUGGGGAAGUGGAUGAUUGCAUGCAGCGGGAUGGUCGUUGGGGCUGUGGUCCUCGGUGGAGUAACCAGGCUGACAGAGUCUGGCUUAUCGAUGGUAGACUGGCACCUGAUCAAGGAAAUGAAACCCCCAAGCACUCUGCCGGAGUGGGAGGCAGAGUUUCAGAAGUACCAGCAAUUCCCAGAGUUUAAGAUAUUAAACCAUGACAUGACUCUGAAUGAGUUCAAAUUCAUCUGGUACAUGGAGUAUUCCCACCGGAUGUGGGGUCGGGCAGUGGGGUUGGCCUACAUCCUGCCAGCCAUCUACUUUUGGAGGAAGGGCUGGUUCUCAAGGAGCUUGAAGCUGCGAGUGGCAGGCCUCUGUGGGUUUGUGUGCUUUCAGGGUUUGCUGGGCUGGUUCAUGGUGAAGAGCGGCUUGGAGGAGAAAAAGGAUUCGUACGACAUCCCCCGGGUCAGUCAGUACCGCUUGGCCGCACAUCUGGGAUCGGCAUUGGUGCUGUACUGUGCCAGUCUGUGGACUGGCCUGUCCCUCCUCCUGCCCCCCUACAAGAUGCCGAAUACUCGCCAGAUGAUGCUGUUCAGGCGAUUUGCUCAAGGCACCGGUGGACUUGUUUUUGUAACUGCGCUCUCAGGGGCUUUUGUUGCUGGCCUGGAUGCUGGACUUGUUUACAACUCCUUCCCCAAAAUGGGAGAGCGUUGGAUACCUGAUGACCUUUUGGCCUUUUCCCCAGCUCUCCGAAACUUCUUUGAGAACCCAACCACCGUUCAGUUCGAUCACAGAAUCCUGGGUAUUGCCUCAGUGACAGCAGUGACCAUCCUCUACGCACUUUCCCGCAGGAUGCCGUUGUCCAGGAGAACUAGAGUGGCUCUUUCAUCGCUGAUGGCCAUGGCUUACCUGCAGGCUGCUUUGGGAAUCAGCACCCUGCUGCUCUACGUCCCCACCCCACUGGCAGCCACCCACCAGUCGGGAUCCCUGGUGCUGCUCAGCUUGGCGCUGUGGCUGAUCCACGAGCUCCGCAGAAUCGCAAAGUGAAGCCAGAGGUGCCCUUCUAACACACGGCAGGCACGUUGUACUCCAAAGAGUGCUCCAACGUAGAUGGCAAUCAUUGACUGAGCAGUUUGCUGCAACCUUGAAUUUUGGGAAGAGGACAGUAUCUGAGUAAGAUAUUCGUAUGCACAUCGCACUCAGCUGGUGGUUGUGCAGUGGUUUCUCUUGGCUGUUGCAGCAUUGUUUCUCUAGGUUUCCUUUUAAUGUGGCUGGUGGAGAGAGAGAAAAUAUUUAUAUAUAACUUGAUAGUCCAAACUAAAGAAUAUAGACUAUAAGUACGGUAGAUCUAUCCUGUCAUUCCAAGAUAUAAAACCAUAAGAUAUAGGAGCAGAAUUAGGCCAUUUGGCCCAUUGAGUCUGCUCUGACAUUCAAUCAUUGCUGAUCUUUUUUUCUCCCCAGCCCCACUUUCCUGCCUUCUCCCUGUAACCCUUAACCCCCCCCCCCUUACCAAUCAAGAACCUAUCAAUCUCUGCCUUAAAUAUACACGGUGACUUGGUCUCCACUGCCCUCGGUGGCAAUGAAUUCCACAGAUUCACCACCCGCUGGCUGAAGAAAUUCCUCCUUGUCUCAGUUCUAAAGGGACGUCCCUUUAUUCUGAGGUGUGCCUUCAUAUUCCAGACUCUCCUAAUGGAAGCAUCAUCUCCACAUCCACUCUAUCCAGGCCUUUGGGUGUCUGGUAGGUUCCAAUGAGGUGCCCCCCUCAUCGUUCUGAACUUCGAGUACAGGCCCAGAGCCAUCAAACGCUUAUAGCAGGUAAUGUUAGAAUUGCAACGAACAAUCUGCUGAAGGGACUCAGCGGGUUGAGCAGCAUCUGUGGGAGGAAAGGAAUUUUUGUCCUGAAUUGUUGACAAUUCCCAAUUCUCCCUCCCCCCACAGAUGCUGCUCGACCCACUGAGUUUCUCCAGCAGGUUGUUGCUCCAGAUCCCAACGUCUGCAUUCUCUGGUGUCUCCAAUGUUGCAGUUGCUAUCUGUUGAUUUUGUCACUGGGCUAGCUUCAGUAUAUUGUUCUACAAUUACACUGUUUGUCUGCUAUAACUUUUAAGUUUCAGUCCACCUCUUAAAGUUGUUCAGGGCUUAAAGUUGUUCAGGGCUAGUGAAGGGCUUGCUCUCGGCCAACACACUUUGCAACCGGAAACCAUUGCCACACAAUGCAGCUGUCCUACGUUUCAAGAGGAAAGUAUUCCAUUGUGUUUUUCUGAAAUGUAAUAAUUUAAGGUCUAAUCAACUGGAACGUGACCAGAAAUCAUUAAUAGUGAAUAUUUCUUGUAUAUUGUGAUUAAUUAAAAAUCAAUAUUUUACAAUA